AUGAUCAAAGAUAUUAUUCAACAACUGGUUUCUAAUUCUGAUCAAAAAGUAAUCAAAACAUCAGGAUUUAUCUUUAAAUUAUUAACAUGCUUUACUGUUAACAUUCUACUUUGUUCAGUACUUUUGAUAUCAGCAAACAGUCUUUUUGGUGGUCCAAUUGAUUGUCAAGUGAAUGGCAAUUUGAAAAGCACUAUUGAAACGAAAUGUUGGAUUGAAGGUGUUUAUCUUGAUGGAUCAUUAUUUGAUGGCACAAAAGGAAAAGAUAUUACACGUUAUGGAGUGGGUCCAUCGAAGAAAUGGAAUGAGAACAACUUAAUUAAUCAGUCGUACUACCAAUGGGUUGUUCCGGUAUUAGGUCUAAUCGCUCUGUUGAUGUAUAUGCCAAGAGUCAUUUGGCAUCAUCUUGAAAAUGGCUUAAUGGAUGAUCUUUUAAGAAGAACAUGUUUUCAGUAUGCUGAUGAUGCACUGGGUCUUCAAUGGCUUUUGAUUUUCCCUACUCAAGCAAAAUGUUUCUACUAUGACUUUGGACCAAGUGGUGGAGCCCAAGAACGUGACGCCUUGUGCUUCUUACCACAAAAUGUUAUCAAUGAAAAAAUAUUUGUCUUCUUGUACAUCUGGUUUGCUUUUGCAUUUUUUGCUACACUUUGCGGAUUGAUGUUUACUAGCAUUUUGAUGUUCUUCAAAUGCCUUCGAACCAGAAGCAUUCGCGGUAUGGUCGAUCGUUCAUUUUCACACCAAACAGUUGUUUUUUCACGUCAUUACCGCGAUUAUGGAGACUGGUUUAUUCUUCAUCUCUUACACAUGAAUCUCUCGCCUGUUUUAUUUGAUGAUCUCGUUUCGGAUUUAAUGAAACCUUUGAUGAAAAAUUCAAGUAAAUCAACAACUUGCAAUGAAAAAGAAGAAUCUAUUGAUUGUUCUGUAAUUUAA
Clunio marinus is the source of this 927-nucleotide messenger RNA. NCBI's taxonomy places the organism in Eukaryota, Metazoa, Arthropoda, Insecta, Diptera, Chironomidae. The record is from the annotation of a GenBank genome assembly.